CGGAAGCUACGGUGGCUGAGAGAUCCCUUCGGAAACAAAACAAGCGACUCCUGUAGGGCGAGACUCGGGAACUGAUUUAGCCGGGCGGUUGGUGGAAAGAAGAGUAGCAUUGCAAGAGGUUUUGAGUUUCUGUGGAAGAGAAGUGUGUCCAUAAGGCUGCUCCAAUGACGGAGCUAUCUGCACCCUUACCCUACUUCCAGAAUGCACAGAUGACAGAAGACAGCCAUAUGAGCAAUACAGUCCGUAGCCAGAACGAUGGCCGGGAAAGACAGCGCCACGAACAUAGCGAAAGGCGGCGGCAUGGUAACCCUGAGUCAGAGACCAAUGGACAACCCCAGGGUGGCACAAGGCAGGUGGUGGAACAUGAUGAUGAAGAAGAUGAAGAGUUGACUUUAAAGUAUGGUGCCAAACAUGUGAUCAUGCUGUUUGUACCAGUCACACUCUGCAUGGUUGUGGUUGUGGCCACCAUCAAAUCUGUCAGCUUUUAUACCCGGAAGGAUGGACAAUUAAUUUAUACUCCAUUCACUGAAGACACAGAAACUGUAGGGCAGAGAGCACUGCACUCCAUUUUGAAUGCUGCCAUCAUGAUCAGUGUUAUUGUGGUUAUGACCAUCCUGUUGGUGGUACUUUAUAAAUACAGGUGCUAUAAGGUGAUCCAUGCUUGGCUUAUAAUUUCCUCUCUCUUGUUGCUGUUCUUUUUCUCAUUCAUUUAUUUGGGUGAAGUAUUUAAAACCUACAAUGUUGCCAUGGACUAUAUCACUCUGGCACUCGUGAUCUGGAAUUUUGGCGUGGUAGGAAUGAUUUGUAUCCACUGGAAAGGCCCCCUUCGGCUCCAGCAGGCUUAUCUCAUUAUGAUCAGUGCCCUCAUGGCUCUGGUAUUCAUAAAGUACCUUCCUGAAUGGACUGCAUGGCUCAUCUUGGCUGUCAUUUCAAUAUAUGAUUUGGUAGCAGUUUUGUGUCCAAAAGGUCCACUACGUAUGCUCGUUGAAACAGCUCAGGAAAGAAAUGAAACUCUCUUCCCAGCUCUUAUUUACUCCUCGACAAUGGUGUGGUUGGUGAACAUGGCAGAAGGAGACCCAGAAGCCCAAAGGAGAGUUUCCAAAAAUUCUAACUACAACGCACAAACCCCAGUAAACCAGAACUCCAGCAGUGUUACUGAAAGUGAUGAUGGCGGUUUCAACGAAGAGUGGGAAGCUCAAAGGGAUCGUAAUCUGGGGCACCACCAUUCUACACCAGCGUCCAGAGCUGCUGUGCAGGAGCUUCCUGGAGGAGCUUCUCAUGUGCAUGAGGAUCCUGAGGAAAGGGGAGUAAAGCUUGGACUAGGGGAUUUCAUUUUCUACAGUGUUCUAGUUGGCAAAGCCUCAGCAACAGCUAGUGGAGACUGGAACACAACAAUAGCCUGUUUUGUAGCCAUAUUAAUUGGUUUGUGCCUUACUUUACUGCUUCUUGCCAUCUUCAAGAAAGCAUUGCCAGCUCUUCCAAUCUCCAUCACCUUUGGGCUUGUUUUCUAUUUUGCCACAGAUUACCUUGUGCAGCCUUUUAUGGACCAGCUAGCAUUCCAUCAAUUUUAUAUCUAGCACAUUGAAAAUUGGAAUCCCAUGGAUUUUUCUCCUCUGACUGUAGUAAAAUCUGGAGAGGACAAAAAAGUUUUCUUCCUCAUGGAACAGUUUCAAGAUUCCCAGCUGGACUCAUCGCAGCUUUCUCCCAGUUUUUUGUGAGAACUUGCUUCCCUGAACACUGAAAAGGCAGUAAAUGGUUUUAAAUAUGUUGAUUUUUUUUUUUUUUUUUUGCUACAAGAAGCCGCCUGGAUUUGUGAAAUAGAAAUAGGAGGAGGACAAUAAGCCAAAAAGUUGCUGAUGCUUCUACCAGCAGUUUACCCCUUGGUCACAGGUAGAUACCACCAACACUACAGACUCUCAGGACUACCAUUGCCAAGAGGUGAGAUGAGGGAAGCGGUUAGACCAAACUGAUCUUUAUCUGCACCCACACGUUGAAAAAUCAACCCAACAAAUCUGUAUUAGUUAAAUGUUGAACCAUUUGGGGAAUCGCCAGGUGGACAGACAUCUGCAAGCCAAAUGGAAUGGAGAAAAGGGAGGCAGCUGCCACUUCCAGACUUCUAUGCUAGAAGUUCAAGCCAUUUUCAAGUAAGAGAAUCUCUUCCACCUUGGGUCAAGCCAGGUGCUUAGGCAGAUUUUAAUGGUUUAUGUUCUCAAGCACUGAAGUUUUAUCACUUUUCACUUUUGCCAUUUUUUCUCAACUUCAAUCUGAAGUAAUUUGGGCUAGUCCACGUCAAAGGACUUUGGUUCAAGAUUCAGUAGAUAUUGGUGGUAAGGGGACUGUUGUUCAAAGUCUGUUCCUCACUGAUAUUCUCUGAAUGCUUCUGGAUAUCCAGCUAAAUUUCUGUCCUUUCUUGCUGUGAUAGCAACAUGUAAUUAGUCUUUUUUUUUUCCCCAAAAGGCACAGCAUUCCAAGUUCACCUUUCCCCACAUAUCUUCCGUAUUUUCCCCCUUCACUCCAAAUUGCAUGUAAUUCUCCUACCCAAGUAAGUAAGACAGAUAAGGUCUGUCAUGGCAGUGGAUGGAUGACCCAUUUAUUUUAGGAUUUUAUCUCAAGCAUGCUUGUGUGCUUGUAAAUUGCUGCAGUUAGCCUUUUUUGUUGUAAUUUCUUCAGUAAUACACAGACUCCAUCAAAAGUUUGUGGCCAAAAGCCAGGGAAUUAAAACAAAAUAUAAUGCUUUGUGAUAUUCUUCCUUUCCUGGUUUCUUUCUUAGUCUGACUCUUCGUAUUUCUGUCAGCUGUCGAGAAUUAGAAUGAACUGCUGAAAGCAAAUUAUUUUUUAGGCAGUUUAUGAAUCAGUUUUGUUUAGCAAGGUUAGAAACUAGUAUGUAGAAAUAUAAAGUAUUUUCAGUCUACAAACCUGGCCUAUCUGGAGGAGCAUGGGGUAGGAGGAGAAGUCACUGAUGAGGAAAGAAGAGUCCUCAAACAGCUAAUAGGGCAAAACAAACCAAAUGCUAAAGAGCAGAUACCAAAUCAUUUAUCAAAAACCUUACAGUUGGUUUUUUGUGGUUAUACCUCUCCUAUUGCAGGUUGUUUCAGAGUGUCUUUGUUUGAAUUGGGGACAGUGAAGACACUAGUUUAAGCAACAGUGAAAUUCGGUUCUAUACAAGUAUGCCAAACAAAGAAAAUCUGAUGACCUGCUCUUUCCAGAGGUUACUAUCUCUAACUAAAGUCUGUGUGUGUAGACAGGGCACAAACUCUGUUGGCCCUCUUUACCUCAGAGAACCCUCAGCUUUAGUGAUCAGACUAUGUGCUCAAGAAGGAGACAGUGUUGUGGCUCAGGAACAGCCAGUGUCAUCUCUGUGCCUAACACGUGUCUAGCUGUAAUAUAUCUUCUAGAUUGGGGCAGUUUCUUUUGGGGCCUGGAAUAUAUGCACUCUGCCAUUGGAUGGCUUCUCUGGUUUAUUAUGGUAAUAAGGAAAAUAUGUGUAUUCACCUGGUUUGGGAUUUUAUGUUUAGGUAAUGCCAUUGUAUCUAAAUACUUGCUCAUAUGAGAUUGUUUUGGGAACUUCAAUGGAAAUGAAGGAUGCAAAAAGAAAGGAUGAGUUUCAGAACAUUUGAUUGUUUUGCUUUUUUUAAAAUCUUAAUCUUUUCUUCACUUAAUACUUUUCUCCUAGGCUUUUCUCUCACUUAAGUACUUUACAGCAGAAAUAUUAUCUCCUGGAGUUUUACCUGUGAUUCAGAAGCACUUAGAUAUAUAUCAGUUCAUGAUCUCAGGCAUUACUUAGUGAAGCAUAAAGCGAGUUCUUUUAAGCAAGGCUUCCAGAUACUCUGUGUAUUAUAGAUUUUUACUUCAAACCAGGAUUCACCUAAGAGAAAUUUGCUUAUGUCUGUGUUGGCCAUCCUGUGCUUUAUUUUUCCCCAUUGAAAGGAUUGUGAUGCUACAUGCAAAUCUGAGCCAUGUCUGAACCAAGCUGCAUCAUAGCAAACAGACCAUUGUAUGUUCCAUUAAGUAGAACCACGGACAUCAACAGCAUGAACUUCCCCCAAAAUGCUCUUUAAGGAGAAGUGUAGAGAUUCCGGAAUAUCAAUUAUGAGUCUUCCAUAAUGAAAAAUGAAUUAGGUCACAGUAUGGAGCAGAGGAAAUGCCAGAUGUACACUUGAAAGUCAUUCAAGGAUAGGCAGCCACAGUAUUCAUCCCUUAAGUGUGGAUCUGGGUAUAGCUAGGAGUGGGGUUCUUCCACGCUGGGAAUAGCACCACACAUUGAAUUAACCAACAAAGUGCAACAAAUUCAGAAGUUUGAUGAAUUUCAAGUUUUUCUUUAAAUUAAAAUUCCCUUUAAAAGAAAGGAAUUGAGGCAAUAGGUGAGAAAAUGGUAGAUUUGUAUCUAGUUUUGACACAUAGCAUAUUUACAAAAUAAAAGAGUACGUUUAUGUAGAAAAUAGUUCAUAGGGUAUAUUUGGAAGAUUGAUGUUUGAUGCCCUAGACUAGAAGUCACAGCUCUUUUUUUUUUCUGGCCAAGUACAUUAUUGUAUUUCAAAGCUGUUUUUCUUUCUUUUCUUUUUUUAUUUAUACAUUUAAUUUUUACUACAAUCAGCCUUUUUUUUUUUAAAUAAACCACCCCUGUCCUAUAGUACCUUUAAGCAAAACCACCUAUCAGAACAAAUUGCAGGUACCAUAGCUUCUUAUUGAUGACAUUUAACAUUUAGAAAAGUGGAAAUCAUGACCUGUGCAGAACUUGGAAGAAAAGUAUGAGAAAAGUCAGAAAUUUAUUAUUAAUUAACCACCCAUCAAAGCAACAACUGAAUAUAUUGUUUAAGUUCUGAAUGUAGGAUCUCCUCUCUAUGUGUCAUUUGCAUCUAGUACUCUCCUUAGGAGUCUCCAGGACUGCAAACAAUGUACCUUGCUCUUAUCUGAUGCUGCUGCCCUAAGGAUCUCAAAGCACUUUUCACACAAACUGAUCUGUACCCCACUUACAAAAGGGGAAAUAUAAAAACUUAAGAGAAGUCAGGUGAUGUCAGAAGCAGAACUAGAGCUACAUUCCUGGCUAUACAAAUUCCCCAUUUUAAUCACCAGACUGUGCUUGAUCAGCAACAAUUUUUUUUUUUCUGGAAGGAGGAGGCUAUAUUACCUUGGACUUUUCUAAAUUUUUCAAGAGGUUCACCUGAACUGUGUUAUUAGUUUGCUGUUUUCUAACAUAUGGAUAACUUUAAACUCUUUAAAACAUCAGAAACUUUAGGCGUAAUGACUGUAUACUGUAAUCUGUAACCACUUUUUCAUGGUUGUCCUUAAGGGCUCUUGCCACACGAACACAAUUGACACUGAAAAUUGCAAUAAUGCUGUCAGAGCCUUAUGUAGCAUGUGCUGUCCCACUCCACCUGGACCAUCUCUGUGUGAGAAGCAGACUCAUGAACUGGGUUGUGCUCAUUUCAGGAAUGAGUCUUCUAAGUGAACUAAGGCUUCUUACGUUCGCUUCCUCUGAAUUUGUCCUUAUAAUAUGUGACGGACAGUACCCCAUUCUCCCAUGUUCCCUCUUUGCCUGCAGAUGUCCUAAACACUGUGCUGGAGAAGAGCUUUCAGAACUGGACAGUUGAUCUCACUGAUCUUUUUCUCUUUUCCUCUGGAUCUCAUGGCAGAGACUUUUAUAUCUUCAAUUUGAGCAUAGAGCAUAUCUUCAUAAUGUCUUUAAAAUCCCAGAAUAAAUAACUUUGAAAAACACUCACGGACUUUCAACUCUUCACAGCCCUGUCAUAAAAGAAUGGUCUCUGAGCAGCUUAUCUGGAUACCAUUAUCUGGUGAUCUUAUUAGAGGAAGCACCUGCCUAAGGAGAGGAUGCAGAUUAGGUAUUGCCUUGACCACCAGUGUAGUCCUGAUCAGAAACCUACCACUUUUAACCUGUUGUACUUGAAAGCUGCCUCCUGCUGAAACAACUCGAUGUCUCUCUGCACAGAGCAGUUUCAGAAUAUCUCAGAAAGAGGUACUACUUCUGGAUGCUUGCUCUGUCAUUAAUAUGAGGAGACGGUCACAUCUUUCCUCAAAUGUGCCUGACUAGAACUUCAGGUUGGACUAUGCAGCAGGAAAAGUUUCCUUCUUAGGACAUUUUCCUUUUUAAAAGAACAAGUAUUUAUUGGAACUAUUGUCAGCAGCUUCAGAACUUUGAAUCAUGCAGUGGUGGCUACAGGGUUGUCCACACUGCAGUAGUAGCUUGGUUUACAAUGCGGUUGGACAUGCUGGAAUAUGGACUUCAUGGGGAUUCCUUUACUCUCAAGUGUUUGCUGUUUUGUUUUUGUUUCUACAGACACUGAUUUGUACAUAAUCCAGAGAGAAUGUGAAAACAUCUUUUUGUAACACCUUUCAAAUUCUUGAUAAGAUACAAUUUUGAUAGAUUGCAAAAUUUUCCUGUAUUUGUCAGAUUAAUAAACUAAAGAUCGCAUGAAUCCUAA
Vombatus ursinus (common wombat) is the source of this 6440-nucleotide messenger RNA. RefSeq names its product presenilin 1 (gene PSEN1). Bases 165 to 1577 code for a protein of 470 amino acids. The transcript has 11 exons. Gene Ontology annotation, biological process: amyloid-beta metabolic process; protein processing; smooth endoplasmic reticulum calcium ion homeostasis. The record is from RefSeq and is a predicted model, not a curated record. Gene Ontology annotation, molecular function: cadherin binding; beta-catenin binding; aspartic endopeptidase activity, intramembrane cleaving. NCBI's taxonomy places the organism in Eukaryota, Metazoa, Chordata, Mammalia, Diprotodontia, Vombatidae. Gene Ontology annotation, cellular component: endoplasmic reticulum; neuronal cell body; growth cone.